This is a messenger RNA of Symbiodinium sp. CCMP2592, 966 nucleotides long. Lineage: Eukaryota; Dinophyceae; Suessiales; Symbiodiniaceae. The record is from the annotation of a GenBank genome assembly.
AUGUCUUCCGAUCCGGUUAUACUGGAUGUCCUCGCGUCCAUUUGCAAAGAUGCGUUGCAGAUGUUCGAGCGCAUCGUCAUUGUUUUCGAUGACAAGGAAGAGCGCCGGGCAAAUAUCUGCAUAUCGAAGCAUUUCAUCUAUUUUGUGAACCGGGAGAUGAGCAAGCUGAUAGAAGGUCGGGAAAGAAUAUCCUACUUGGACAUCACCCGCGCAGUUGUCGACAGCUCCACCAAUCGCUACUUCUUGUUAGAGCUGCGUCCGGGAGCUAGCUGGAGUGGCACGAGGAUCCUGGUGCAAAGCACCCACCGUGAGCUUCUUCUCCAGAAGAUUGCUCUUUGCUGGCAGGCAGAAGUGAUGUACCGCUUGUUCGACGUCAGGAAGUUUGAGAUGGUGAAAGCUGCCCUGGGCGAACAACUGGCAGCUGUGAAGAACAUGAUGGCAAAGCAAAAUGACUUGAUCAAGAUUGAACCCUUCCGGGGCUACGAAGACAGCUUCAGCUACCGUGGCUAUAGUUUUUGGCUGCGGAAGGGCUUUGCGAGCGUGUCUGGCCUCAAAGACGGAGUUUUUCAGAACGACCAGGGCUGGGAGGUGACCUACAAGGCACAACCAGUCUCCGUGCCUCCUGGUGUCCGAGUCAUGGUUCAAGUCGACAAUGAACAGUUGAUCAUGGACCUCGAGAAGUCCCGUGAUGGCAUGGAGGACCUUCGUACCGUGGCCAUGGAAUAUCAGCGAAGUCUUACCGAAAACUUGGAUCAGUUUUAUGUUGUCGUGUCAGGGCAGUACCUCAAGAAGAUGAACCGAACGGAUGAUAUCGCCUCCUGGGAUGGCUGGGAGUUUUUCGUUCGCUCCAAGGAGUAUUGCUUUGCCUGCGUUCUUUUCAGAAGACAGUACAUUCCACCGCUUUUCAGCACAUGCCAGGACGGUUUUGCCUGUACUUGUAGCACAGAUACGUUAAAGGGGGUAUAA